UCAACACGACGCGUCAAAAUAAUGUAUCUUUCGUAAUUGUUGUGUGUAAUAUGUAGUGUUUUCUGUGUUUACCAGUGAUAUUUAAAUAUUCACUCUAUUUAUUAACGAUAUAGCCUUCCAAUAUUCGCUAGUACCCAUGAAUUUGGGUCUCUUCAAUAGGGUUAAUUUAAAAGAAAAUAAGGAAGACAAGGGAAUGUAUUCCGAAUGGACUUCUCUCAGCAGAUUAGUGCAAAAUUUUGGCACAAUCGACCACAGUGUCUUGGAUAGGUUCGAGCCGUCGGUUAGUCGGGAUGCGACCCUGAACAUAGUCAAAUUGCUGGCCAGCAAUCUAGGUUUAACGCAGGCAGCAGAACCGAGCAAAUUAGUAUCUAAUAAAGAAGUGCAAUGGUGCAUGGAGGUAAUAUGCUAUGGGUUAUCAUUACCAUUAUCGGAGCACGAAGUCAUCAAGGACUGCGUGAACAUCUAUCGCGAAUGGUUCUCGGCGUUGCUACCGAUCCCCAAGGUUUGCGUGCCGAAACCGAUCUGCGACGAUCCAAACACCUACGCCAGGAAGAUGAUUCUACACUUUCAUUACCUAUUCAUUCCGAGGAAGGGCGAAGAUUGGCCUUUUUUAUAUCAGGAUAAUCUGGGUAUUGAUAAGAUUAAUAGGCAGGCAGUGUUGUGCCAUCGGGUGCUGAGAACUUUACAGCAGAUAGCGCACGAAUCCAAGUCCAUGGAUCAAUCCACGUGGGAAGCCUUGCUGCUCUUCCUUCUGGCAAUAAACGAUACGCUGCUCUCGCCGCCGACGGUCAAAGAUGACGUCGCCGAUCAACUUUGCGAACGGAUUCUAAGCGUGCUCUUUGAAAUCUGGCUGUUGGCUUGCGCGAACAACUUUCCAACUCCACCGCUGUGGAAGACUUUGAGGGAGAACUGUCUGAACUGGAGACACAGGGUAGCCCUGGUGGAACAGUGGAAUCGCAUCAACCUUGCGCUGACUUCGAAACUGCUGGGUUUCAUGUACGGACCGAAUUUUCCUGAACUGAAAAUAAGCGAUGAUGACAUCAUUCCAUCUGGUAUGACGAACGAUUGCAUCGCCCAGAGUUGGUAUAGAUUUCUGAACACAAUCGGGAAUCCGGUGAACCUGACCAAACCGGAAGUCAUCAGUCAGACGCAGAAAUUCUUGCAAUUCGCCAUCAGCGGAACGCAAGGCGUCGUUGAUCCAUGCCAACAUCCGUCUUUGCAAGCACUUCCGUUAAUUUUUUCGAAGGCUAUGAAAGGAAUCGCCAGUCAGGUUGAUGCCUUUUUAGGGAUAGCGCAAGUCUGGGAACCUCCUAUUACUGAAAGGUUUAACGAUAACGUCACAUCGUCGCCGACUCCUCCCACGCAACGUCGUUUAGCGAAGAGUUUCAGUGUAGCUCCCUCCAGUUCUAAAGCUGCCGCUUCUAGGAGUUCUCUCAUCGGUUCACUUAAUAUCCGUGCAACAACCUCUUCUGUCACCAGUUCAGGACCAUCAUCAACGUCUAGUUUACCAUCUUUGACUUCGAUUGGCAAUGAACAACGCAUACAGCUAUCACCAGAUAGACCAACGUGUAAUAGCAUCUUACAUUUAUUCGGAGAAUGGCUUUUCCAAGCGGCUUUCGUCGGAUCCGAUUUAACGGACAAGAACGCCAACGAAAGUGGCAAACGGCCCAAUUCAAUCAUAAUCGAUAAUACAAAGACUUCUCUAAAUCUCAACUAUUCGCAACCCAUGGAAUCGAUGAACGAAAUGCUUGACAUCCCGUCGAAUCUGUCCAUCGAUAAGUACAAUAGCGGUAAAGCAGAGGCCAUGGGAACCCUAUGUAGAAUAAUGUGCUCGAAAAAGACCGGAGAAAAGAUAUUCCCCUUGUAUUUGGCUCGUUUUUAUCUGGCCGUGCAGCAAGGUUUAGCCGUCCCGGCGAGCAAGGAGUGCGGUGAAACCAUAGUCGCAAUCCUUCUUCAUUCCGCGGAUCUCUUCAGAUUAGACCUGGACGGUGUCAUGAUCUUGAUUCCGGCCUUCAUCGGAGCAUUGGAACUGGUCCUUCCCGAUAAAGACCUGAAUUUAACCCAGGGAAUCGCCAAGAUCGAUCUCCGGAAAUCUUCCGUGCAAAUACUAUUAUCCAUUCUAGCUCUUCCGCUACACUUUCAGAAUAUUACAAUUAAAACACUGAUUAACACAAAUAAUAAGGAAAAACCAGUGACUUUCGGACAAUUGAAACCGAGGAUAAUGAACCUUGUUAUAAACGCUUUACAGGUGGAGACUGAUCCGCAGAACACGCACAUGCUGCUCGGCGGUUUGUUUUUGUGCGUUCAGGAUUCGGAGAUUUACGAGAAGAUCGAACAAGUGACCCAACCAUCCGCAGAAUCUUCAUCGAAUCUCCUCAGUUCCGUGUCGGACACAUCAAGUACCAAAAGCAGCUCAUAUUCAGAUCACUUACUAAGUCCUGACUUGGAAAUUCAAGCAACAGACUCGGCACAUGCUCUCUUCGUUCGCGCCACGUACCUCGUGUGUCAUCGGCUCAUUUCUUCUUGGAAGACAGACCUGAACGUCUCUCUGGCAGCAUUGGAACUUCUAUCAGGAUUAGCCAGAAUCCAUAUCAGAGAAUCAGAUGCUUUGGAGUGCAAGAGAGCAGUGAGAUGGCUGUGCGAUUACAUCGAACAUCAAUGCUCGAGACCACCGCCUUCCCAUUCAAAAGAUCUGCAUUCGACCAUUGUUGCUGCAUUCCAAUGUUGUUCCAUUUGGCUCUUGGAACACUCGUAUUUGCUUAAAGAUAAAGAGUGUUUACAAACGGUUCUUGAGGUAGCCGAAUUGGGAAUUUCCGGGUCGAAAUCUAUUAAGAAACGCAGCGAAAAGAUCAUGAUGAAAGAGGAUAAGGACCUUAAGCCGGCUUCGAUGAGAGUUCGAGAUGCAGCCGAGAAUUUGCUCACGUACAUUUUGGAACAAGUCGGCUAUUUUCCGAACGAGUGCGGUCCGGAAUCCAUAAGUUCAUUAUUGGAUGAAGCCUCUCUUCUCCAACAUUGCAAUUCUUGGCCGAACGAUUGCAACAGUCAAGAAAAGACGGUGGAGAGGUUCCGAUACUUCGUUGCUGAAGGUUCCAUCAUUUUGGCGUUGCUAGAAGAACCACUUGGAAAUGAUCAGGAUCCUCAACCAACUAUAACUCUUUUAAUCAGAGGACCAUUCGGAAGACAUGCUUGGACCAUGCAACUGCGACAUCUGCCCAGGCACAAAUCCGGCACGAAAUAUCAUGCCCCAAAUAUGGGAAGACCCGUGGUUAUGGAAGAUAUACCACCUAAGCACGAAUCCAAGCACAAGUACUUCCCCGACACCACCGAAUUAGUACCGAAGUGUAAAGUUGAUCAAUCGAUUCCUAAUUUGGAUGCAAUUUUACUGGGGGAUGAGACUGCAACUGAAGAGAUCAACCAAAUACGCGACUAUUUCGAAUCCAGUGCGAACGCGGAAGAAAAAUUAUCGCAGGAUCAAUCCGCUCCAGCCGAAUGCACAAUACCAUCGAUAGUCCACGAAUUUCAAACGUCGCGUCUCUUUCUUUCCCAUUUUGGUCUGUUGCACUUCGAAGAUAAUCUACAGGAAGAUUUCGGAAUGUCUCUGAUUGCCAUCGACAACACUUCUUCGGAUUUUUGUAAAGACCUCCAGUUGCUGGAUAACAUGAGCCCAAGAACUUGUGACACGGUACACCUAUUUUACGUGAAGUCUCAGCAAACCAGUUUACAAGACAUCAUUGCUAACGUGACGAACGAUUCGAAUCUAUCUCCGUACUUUAUCAAGUUCAUCAUGUCCUUAGGUUGGACUGUCAAUGUUAACAAGCAUCCAGGAUGGACUGGACAUGCAUCCACUAGUUGGAACGUGACUAAUGAGGCUAACGCAACCACAACAAAUGCGGGACAAUUGUACGAUCUUCAGAAUCAGGUUAUAUAUUGGGCGGAUUCCUUCUCGGAAAUUGCCUUUGUCAUCCCUCAUCAGAUCAAAUUGCCCAGCAAUUCUCAAGAGGAUGCGAUGCUCAACACGGCUAGCUUAUCAAAUUGGUUUGAGAGGAAUCUUUCAGACAGCAAUGACAAGAGCAGGGAGAAAAGGAUACUGUCUUUGGAUCUGGACAAGCAGUCGGUUCCUUUGAGACGGCCUGCUGUUAAAUGCAAUUUGCAUCCGCACACCAACACGAAGAUCAUGGUCGUAUGGCUUGAGAGUUACGAGGAUUAUAUGAAACUACCAUUGGACGAUAUGGUUCAAUGUAUGAACACUGGAUUGGAGACUGGUCAAACCAGAGUAUCUGAUAUAUUAGUGAUCAGUCUCUACCUGAUGGCUACAGGCUUAAUCAGAGUGCAUCUGCGUGGUCCAACCAGUCGCGUGGGACUGGCGUGUCCAUUGAUCGAUGGAAUGGUUGUGAGUAGAAGAGCACUUGCUCCUCUGGUGCGACAAACUGCUUUAAAUAUGUCUAGAAGAAGACGACUUGACUCUGAUAGUUACCAACCACCACACGUCAGGAGGCGAUUGAAAGUGCAAGAGAUUGUGCACAAGUAUAAGAAAGAGAUGAGCUCUCCAGAGUUACUUACGUAUUUAUUCACCAAUCCUUAAGGAAGCUUCAAUAAUAUGGUAACAAAUUAUACUACUAUCUGUAUUAUAAAUAUUGUUUAUAUUUGCUUCUGCAGAAGUAUUAUUCAUGUACGUACUAAAACUUUUAAUUCCUA
Molecule: messenger RNA, 4695 nt
Organism: Nicrophorus vespilloides
Lineage: Eukaryota; Metazoa; Arthropoda; Insecta; Coleoptera; Silphidae
Product: ral GTPase-activating protein subunit beta
Exons: 21
Coding region: 137-4582 (1481 amino acids)
Biological process (GO): regulation of small GTPase mediated signal transduction; activation of GTPase activity
Molecular function (GO): GTPase activator activity
Source: RefSeq, a predicted model, not a curated record